This is a messenger RNA of Penicillium maclennaniae, 510 nucleotides long. RefSeq lists its product as uncharacterized. The transcript has 2 exons. Lineage: Eukaryota; Fungi; Ascomycota; Eurotiomycetes; Eurotiales; Aspergillaceae. Bases 1 to 510 code for a protein of 169 amino acids. Gene Ontology annotation, molecular function: acyltransferase activity, transferring groups other than amino-acyl groups. The record is from RefSeq and is a predicted model, not a curated record.
AUGUAUACUAGUGCUGUCAGGGGUGGAUAUGCCGAUCCAUCGAUGGAGUCCUUCAAAGCAGUUGAUUCCGAUUCCGACGAGAUCAUUGGCUACUUUGUUCUCGCACGGAAGCAACCGGCGAAGGAUACAUCAGCCGACGCAGAGAAGGGAGAGUCCUAUCCAGUAGUUCCAGAUGGAUUGAAUCCCGGUCUUUUCGGAGAGGUGAUGAAUGCGACCAGACAAAUUUCCCGGGAAACGGAAGGGAUCGAUCGAUUUGAGAUUGUCUACAUGUGUGUCAAGCCAUCUUGCCAGCGUAAGGGAAUCGGCUCCAAGCUGGUCCAGUUAGGCUUGGAGCGGGCCGAGGCUGAAGGCGUCCCAUUGGCCAUCUGUGCUGAAGCACCAGCAUAUGAAUUGUGUGUCAAGCUAGACUUCCGAGACACGAAUCACUGUGAUAUCGAUCUCAGAAACUAUGCACCUGCUCACAGUGGCUUUAGUAUUUUCCGACUGAGUGGAAUGGUGUGGCGGCCUUGA